AGCGUUUCGACGGUCAAGGCCAACUCUGCACGAUGGCCAAGGCAACGUCUGCUGCCGCGUCCGUGGAUGGGAAGAAGGCUGGCACGUAUUCCAAGGAAGAACCUCACGUGGAGGAGAAAGUGCCGCUGGUCGCGGCAUUCCUGUGCUACUUCAACUUUGCGAUCCUCAUCACGUUUGGCCGAAUCCGCGACUUUUUCGGGUGGUGGAGCGGGUACUCGCGAUACCACUCGAAGGGCGUGAACAAGGAGGGGUACGCCGAUAUGUUCAUUCCGUGGGAGAACUUUUACACGAAUCGCAUCUACCACCGUGUCCAAGACGUGUUUAACCGACCAGUCUCGUCCGCCCCUGGUGCGCGCAUCGACGUGAUCCAGCGCGUGUCGACCGACGGCAACAAGUCCAUGCAGUGGACGACGAAGACCCAAAACUGCCUUAACUUGGGCUCGUACAACUACCUCGGAUUUGCCGAUGACUGGAUGAACACGUGCGCGUCGAUGGUCCUGCCCGAGGUCGACACACACACUGUGUGCAGCAACUCGCCGUCGGCCGAGUAUGGCACAACCCCAGUGCAUCUUGAACUGGAAGCGAUCGUGGCCGAGUUUGUCGGAAAGGAGGCGGCAAUCGUGUUCAACAUGGGCUAUGGCACCAACUCGACGUCGAUUCCGGCGUUGAUGGGGCCGGGGACACUCGUCCUCAGUGACGCGCUCAAUCACACGUCCAUCGUCAACGGUAUUCGCGCGUCCGGAGCCUCCGUAGCUGUGUUCAAGCACAAUAGCGCCAAGCACUUGGAAGUCAUGCUGCGCACCAAGAUUGCGAGUGGCCAGCCCCGCACGCAUCGUCCCUGGAAAAAGAUCUUUGUCGUCGUCGAAGGAAUUUACUCGAUGGAAGGAGAGAUCUGCAAGCUUCGGGCCAUUGUGGAUGUUGCCAAGAAGUACAAGGCGUACAUGUACGUGGACGAAGCGCACAGCAUCGGGGCGCUCGGUCCGACCGGCCGCGGCGUGUGCGAGUACACGGGUGUUUCGCCCAGUGAAAUCGAUAUUCUGAUGGGAACGUUCACCAAGUCGUUUGGUGGUAUGGGGGGGUACAUCGCCGCCUCCAAGGACGUGAUCGAGUUGCUACGCAGCGCGUCGUCCGGCCAUUUCAUGGGGACGUCGUUGUCGCCCGUGAUUGCCGCGCAAGUGCUGGCGUCGUUCAAAGUGAUCAUGGGGCGCGACGGCACCACCAUCGGCGCGACGAAGCUCAAGGCGCUUCGAGAAAACGCCAACUUUUUGCGCCAAGGCCUCAUGGACGCUGGCAUGGUUACGUUGGGCCAAUUCGACUCGCCCGUGAUCCCAGUCAUGCUGUACUCGAUCUCCAAGAUCGCCGAAUUCAGUCGGCAGUGCCUGCGACGCAACAUGGCCGUCGUGACGGUCGGGUUUCCAGCGACACCGCUCUUGCUCGGUCGUGUCCGAUUUUGCGUGUCGGCUGCCCACACCCGUGCGGAUUUGGAAGAGGCGCUCCGGAACUUGGCCGAAGUGUCGAAAGUGUGCCACAUUCGAUUCCACAAGCAUUUGUUUGGGUAAUUUGGAUAACAACGACGCGUCUGUCUUGUGACAGAGUCAUCUGGCGA
Messenger RNA from Aphanomyces invadans, 1606 nucleotides. RefSeq lists its product as hypothetical. Gene Ontology annotation, biological process: sphingosine biosynthetic process; ceramide biosynthetic process. The transcript has a single exon. The record is from RefSeq and is a predicted model, not a curated record. NCBI's taxonomy places the organism in Eukaryota, Oomycota, Saprolegniomycetes, Saprolegniales, Verrucalvaceae. Gene Ontology annotation, cellular component: serine palmitoyltransferase complex. The coding region runs from base 33 to 1559 and encodes 508 amino acids. Gene Ontology annotation, molecular function: pyridoxal phosphate binding; serine C-palmitoyltransferase activity.